CUGAGUGAAAACCCCACAAAGGUCAACCCCAAGAAGCCAUGACCCCUCCCAUUUUGUUCUCUUCUUGCACGUUCUAUCUCUAUCUCUCAGAGCUCCCACUCUUUGUUUUUGUGUUGUUAACGGCUGAUUUUUAACUUCCUCCACUCCCUAUACCCCACACCAAGAUUCUACAUGAUGGCUUCCCUAUUUCUCUAUAUUCAAUCAUCUUUCUUCUCUUAUAAAUCUGUUGAGAAACGGGGGUAGUCCAUUGCCUCAAAGCCAGGCUCAAGACCAAUAAAAAAUCUAGCUACCUGUAUAUAUAUCUUCUCCUUUUCUUUAUUUUUCUUCUUGUUGGUUGGUUGGUUUUUGAUGAUGGAGGAUUCUCUGGGUUCUUUUGUGGACAAGGGUUUUGCCCUUAAAGGAGCAGAAGACGGCCCUGAAGAGAGUGGUUGGACUGCCUACUUUGAAGAUUUGUCAUCAAUCAGUAGAGGGCAUGGUUCAAAUUCCAGUGCCUGUGAUACUUCUUCCUUGGUUUCUGAUGCUGCUUCUGGUGCUGCAUGGAAAGCCACCACUGGUAAUCAUGUGGUUGCAUGCUCUUCGAUCGCGGGUUCUCCUCAGAUUCCUAGGAAAUUGAGUUUCAAGAAGACGAGAGCCCGGGAAAUUUCUUAUGAUGAUUCCUUGGAGGAUACUGCAAGCUCUCCUGUUAAUAGUCCCAAGACCAGCACCUUGCAGAAGAUGGAAAUGAAUCCCAGGAAGACAGAUUCCCACAUGGAAAAUUCUCAGGGGAAAGGAGAUGGCAGUGCUGAUCAUUAUUCAAAACUGCAGGGAAAUGAAAGAAAUGAAAUGAAUGAUUUCAAUGGGAAGAACAAUAUUGAUUGUACAGACUUGAAGAAAAGGGGGCUGUGCUUGGUUCCUUUAUCCAUGUUAGUGAGCUAUCUUGGUUGAAUUUGGGUUUUCUUUCUCAUCUUCUGUGUAGUAGGACUUGUCAAAGUUGAAAAUCAAGGAAAAACUCCUGAUGAUAUAUAAUAUGUUGAUGAAUGUAUCAACACCCACCAUCUUUCUCAGCCUGCAAAAUGAAUCUACUUCAAGCCUUCUAUAUAUGCCAAAUAUAUUCAAUGACAAGAAAAUAAGACAAGUUUCAUAUCA
Messenger RNA from Vitis riparia (riverbank grape), 1125 nucleotides. RefSeq names its product vascular-related unknown protein 1-like. The transcript has 3 exons. Gene Ontology annotation, biological process: xylem development. The record is from RefSeq and is a predicted model, not a curated record. Bases 349 to 924 code for a protein of 191 amino acids. Lineage: Eukaryota; Viridiplantae; Streptophyta; Magnoliopsida; Vitales; Vitaceae.